AUGGAUGAACAAGUAGAUCAAAUUAUGGACCGCAUUCGUCAACGACAAUCGCAGCUCAUUGGCGAAACCAAAGAGAAUGAAGAUGUUAUUCCUGAAGUGCGGAAAAACGAGCAAGUUCCACAAUCGCCAACAAAAGUGUUUGGAGUGUCCAAGACAAAUAUAAAUGAGGAACCCAGAACUCCGGGAUUAUUUAAACCUGCCGAACCGAAGGAUGACUCGCCUCCAAAAUCGGCCGCAAUUCCGGCUCCCGAGCAAACGUCGACGCGAAAAGCGCGAUUCUCUCAGCUCGCCCAAGAGCUCGACAAUUUCGAAUGCGACUUCCAGACUCACUAUAAUAAGCCCAAAGAAGCCUACAUGAAGGGCCGAUCGCCGCGAUUGAGCAUCGGCGAGACGCGGCCAUCCGUUUUGUGCACACCAGCGGGCGCCGCCGCGUUGCGCACCGGCAAAACGCCGCCAUCGUCGAAAUCCUCGUCGAACGUCGCUGCUUCGUCUCCGCCAAAGGUGAGCCCCAAUAAGAGUGUUUCGAUGGAAAUCGUGCGGCACGCCGAAUUCGAGGAUCGCCGCAUCAAAUUUGCACAUCCCCUUGUUAAUGUGAACUACCUUACUAACGAAUCGGCCUCUGGCUCAUCUGUAAAUGAUACUGUAAGCACGGUGCUCGGCGGCUCCAGCGAAAUGAUGAAUGUGACGACGUCGUCGCUGUCGUGCGAUUUUUCGAUUGAUCGAAGACUCACAAUUGAGAACACCAUUAUUAACAGCCAAACAUGCGAUAAUCGAGAUGAAAUUCUGCGACAAAAGGUCGGCGAGAUGCCGAACGCGUCAUCGGAUUAUGGCGCGCACACAUUUAUGAGAGCGAAGCCGAGAACUACGACGACGGUCGUCGAGCCGAACGAGACGCUAACUGAAUUGCCGAAGGUGUCGAUGGUGGUGGGAACACCGAAGCCGUUCUCGCGCGAGACAAUCCAUUCGAAAUACUCGCCGGUUCACUUUAAUCCCAAAAGCACCUCAUCGCCGAAACUCAACGAAUCGACGAUGGCGUUGUCGCCGGCGAAAUCGGCGGCGUUGGAGAGCGCACGCGCCAAAACGAUUCGAGAUCAAUUUGAGCAAAAGGUCAAGGAAUCGCAAGCGCCGGCACCAGCUCCUGCACCUAUUCCGACUCCAAGACACCCAAUUGGCGCCACACCUCAUCACCAUGUUGCGCCUCAUCAGAAGACGUUGUUUCAACCUGAACGUGAGAAAGAUGACGUUCAUACUCCCACCUUACCCGGUGGAGUGCAGACGCAAUGGCGUGGGCAGCACAACACCCCUGUUGUUAAAGGAGCGCGAGCUGAAGAGCCCACCGUUACCGACAUUGUUGGUCCGGGACAAUCGAAACUGAAGAAUUUGCGGUCUCGCUGGGAAUUUUCGUCGGCGACGGGCACCCCGAUUCAUCCCGAUGCCACCGAAGAUUCGCUGAUCGCCGCCGCCAUCAAGAUGAAGGAGACGGCGUUGCCGAAGAAGAUCGCGACGCGACGCGGCAACUCGCAAUCGUCGGUGCCGCAAGUUCGAUCGGUGACCGCGUCACCAGCUGCGAAGAAUCAGCGAUACGACGAUGAGGUGCUCGAAGACGACGUGUUCGAGGAUGAUGUUCCAGAAUCGAAUCAGGAGUACGAUCCAGUGUGCGGUGACGAGGGCGAGAUUUCGGGAGAUGAGCUCGCCUCGACGGACGCCUCGCGAAUAAUUGAUCAGGCGUUUGAUUUCAUGGAACGCGGUGGAUCCAAGAUGGGAACCCCUAGUCCAUAUCGACCAUCUCUUGACGGAAGCGCUCCUAUUGCCCAAUCGGAGGAUAUUUCGCUGCGAAAACGCGUUGUUGCUGAGAUUAUUGAGGAAGAAGACGUGCCAAUGGGAGAUGACGACGAAGAGGAGGAAGAGGUUGAGCGGACUAUUGAGACUACCACCACAAGCGCCACCAUUCGCGAGGAAUCGCACAUUGAGAGGGAAUGGAACGAGCGGAAGAAUGAAUCCCGAUUGCCGUACUCUGUCUCGUUCUAUAGAAAGAUUCAGAAGGAGCGGGUGGCUACUGUCGAGACGCCGAAGCCCGUCGAGCCAUCGGCUCCGAUGCCGUUGACAUCGGCGCAUGUUCUUAAACAGCUCACCAGUGGUGCUGGCGAGUCGUCAAGCUCAUCACCGCUUCAUCGCGAGUUUGAGGAUGUUGAGAGCUUGAAGAAGCGCUUGAGAAACGCGAUCAAGGUCGAGGAGGAGCAUAUCUCGCAGUCGAGACGCGCGUUGACGUUGUGCCGGCAGACGGACGCGUUCCGAGGAUCGAGAGAGGAGAUUGAGAUGCAGCGAGCGCUUCUGAUUGCGAUUGAACGUCAGAGAGCACUUCUCGGCGAGUAUGAGCGAGUGCAGAGGGAUGGACCGCGAAUAAUCGAGGGACCGCGUGGUGACGUCACGCUAUCUCAACUUCAAGUGAAUCUUUCGCGCGAUUUUGUUCAAAUGAAUAUUGCCAGUGCUCGAAAAUCACCCGAAGUUUACUAUUUCGUCGCUGUCCUCAAAUGGGGCGAACAAGUGGAAGUGUCGAAGUUGGUGCCGAGCGACGCGGCGAUGAAUCGAAAAGGCGCGCUCGAUUUUCCGAUGCCGCUUCAACUCAAAUCGAUUCCACCGGACUUCAAGGCGAUUGUCGAGAUUUAUGGGCAACGAACGCAGCGAGAGUGCAUUUCGCACGAGGACAAGUACAAGCUUAAAGGAGCCACACUGAAAUCGAAGGUGAGUUUUGCUCAUCGAGCGCUUUCGAAGGGUGCUGAGAAUCAGAGUAUGUACAUUCCGCCGUCGUCGUCAUCGUCGACGGUCGGCUCAUGCUUCAACAUGCUGGGAUCAUUCACGUUCGACAUCAACACGCCGAGCAAGAAGGCGAUCGAGAUGUGCCAUCCGAUUCAUCCGCUCGACGGCGCUGCCAUGAUCAAGCUGAAGAAGCGCGCUGUCGAAGGCGUCGAUAUUGUGCACAAAGGAUUCCUGUCGAUGUACCAACGAACGCGAGAAGGAUUGGGAUCGUGGACGAGGUAUUGGUGUGUUCUCGACGGCGGCGAGAUGAAGUUCUGGAGGCAUCCUGAAGACGAGGGACAAAAGAAUUGGCUGGUGCUAUUGGAUCUUGCCACGUGUAUUCGAUCCGACGGCGCGUCUACCGUCUCCGACAUUUGUCCCUAUCCGAACAGCUUCCAUAUUGAUGUUUGGGUGCCGAAAGAGGAUGCGGCGGUUCGUCCAGACGCCACGCUGAGCUCACCGAACGACAUUGAGCAAUUGAGAGUAAUGCUCGCCGCUGAUACGCCAGCCGAUUUGACGUCAUGGCUAUCGGUUAUUAAUUCGUCGUCGCGACAAUUGUGCACAUGGCGGAAUCCGAUCUUUUAA
Messenger RNA from Caenorhabditis bovis, 3381 nucleotides. Lineage: Eukaryota; Metazoa; Nematoda; Chromadorea; Rhabditida; Rhabditidae. The record is from the annotation of a GenBank genome assembly.